Molecule: messenger RNA, 1029 nt
Organism: Topomyia yanbarensis
Lineage: Eukaryota; Metazoa; Arthropoda; Insecta; Diptera; Culicidae
Exons: 1
Coding region: 1-1029 (342 amino acids)
Source: RefSeq, a predicted model, not a curated record
AUGACAUCUACGAACCAUUCUCUGAAUGAUGCCCUUCUCACCGGACCGGUGAUCCAGGACGAACUCUUCGACCUCAUACUUCGAUUCCGUAAAUACGCUGUGGCGCUGGUCGCUGAUGUGGAGAAAAUGUACCGACAAAUCCGCAUACACCCGGAAGAUACUUCUCUACAGCGGAUUUUAUGGCGCUUUAAUCCAUCAGAACCUGUUAAAAUCUACGAACUUCAGACUGUUACCUAUGGUUUGGCUCCCUCAUCUUUUCUCGCAACCCGAGUGCUAAAGCAGAUCGCGAUGGAUUUUGAAGGUAUAUACGAAACCGGCGCGCAAGCUGUUUCGGAAGAUAUCUACAUGGAUGAUUUUAUUUCCGGGGCAGAUUCUAUUGAGAAGGCUAUAAAGCUGCGUGACGAAGUUCAGUCACUGAUGUCAGAAGGCGGCUUUCAAUUGAGGAAGUGGAGUUCGAAUCGACGGGAAGCACUGAAGGAUUUACCAUCAGAGGUACUAGACGAAGCAACCAUGCUUCAUUUUGAGUCGGAUCAAAGGGUAAAGACUCUAGGAGUUGCAUGGAAGCCAGUACCAGAUGAGUUCUGCAUCGACGUACAACUAGUAGAUCAUGAUGGGCAUUGGACUAAACGGAAAAUCUUUUCGGCGAUCGCGAAACUUUAUGAUCCUUUGGGGCUAGUGUCUCCUGUUGUAUCUUGGGCCAAGAUUCGACUACAGAAUCCAUGGUUAGCAUCUAUUGGCUGGGACGAUCCAGUUCCGCAGGAAAUCGUGUCACAAUGGUCGGAUUUCUAUACGCACAUCUGUUGCAAGAAUUCAAGGUGCCCCGUUUCUUAUUUCUACCAGAUAUGCCAACGAUCCAGUUUCACGUUUUCUGCGAUGCAUCAGAAGUCGGAUACGAUACGGAUAGAAACAUCUAUGCUCGAUCCACCGGCAAGUCAAGGUGGAGUUAAUCGCGUCGAAAUCCCGCGUAGCACCACUGAAACGACUUUCGUUACCACGGAUGGAGCUGUUUGCUGCACUGUGGAGGGCUAA